AUGGCGCCAACAAGUGGGCGUACUUGCGGGCGUAGCGGCGGCGAGGCCAUCGGGCUCCGUCAAGAUGGCAGCCCUGAGGCCUCCGCGAUGUGUCCCGGGGUCGCCAAGCAAGCCCAAGGGUCGCACCUCACCCAGAUGCCUCAGGGGCUGUAUCAUAUACAGCGCAUCGAAUACACCUUCGAAGGUGAUUUGUACUUCUGUAACGUGUGCCCCCGAGCCAGAGGCGCGAAGUCUUGGAAGGUGCACGCCCGGAAGCCUGCCCACCAAACCAACCUCCGGCGCCGCGACGAGUUGAGGCAACGGACCGCACCCGCACCUCCCCAGCCGGUUUCGGUGGGUGAUCCAAACCCGGACGACUCGCAUCCACAGCUUCAAGAAGCUCAUCAGGACGCUGCAUACGAGCAGUAG
Molecule: messenger RNA, 408 nt
Organism: Puccinia triticina
Lineage: Eukaryota; Fungi; Basidiomycota; Pucciniomycetes; Pucciniales; Pucciniaceae
Exons: 2
Coding region: 1-408 (135 amino acids)
Source: RefSeq, a predicted model, not a curated record